This is a messenger RNA of Phyllopteryx taeniolatus (common seadragon), 1070 nucleotides long. It is a transcript of the gene tmem74b, whose product is annotated as transmembrane protein 74B. NCBI's taxonomy places the organism in Eukaryota, Metazoa, Chordata, Actinopteri, Syngnathiformes, Syngnathidae. Bases 76 to 726 code for a protein of 216 amino acids. The record is from RefSeq and is a predicted model, not a curated record. The transcript has 2 exons.
AUUAGUAAAAAUGAUCAUGGUGUACAGUGAGGAAGAUGCCGAUUGGACGAGGGGUGACGACAUGAUCACGUUUCCAUGGACUCGUCGCUGGACGUCGUCGAGCUCCGCGAGCUGCCCGACGCUAACGGCGACGUUAGCCGAGGCUUCCGCAACGCUUCCUACCAGCCCGACCGCGAGCAACACCGGCACCAGGGGGCGACCGGCGGCUUGCCUGACGCCGCGGGAAGCUGCGAGGACUCGUGCGUUCCGUCCCGCGACGACGAUGACUACAACGCGGUUCGGGACUCCGGGGGCGAGCGGACCGCACCUCAUCGCGGCGGCGAGCGUCGCUCGUCCGACUCGGGCCUGGCCCUGGCCGUGGUCCUGCUGGUGAGCGGCAUCGCGUUGGUCCUGGUGGCCUACGCCGUCCCCAGAGAGGCCCGCGUGAACCGCGACGCCGUGUCGGCCCGACAGAUGGAGCAGCUGGAGCUGUACUACGCCCGGCUGGGCUCGCGCCUGGACAAGUGCAUCGUCGCCGGCCUGGGGCUGCUCACCCUGGGCGGCGUCUUCCUCUCUCUGCUCCUCACGGCGUCUGUGUGCCGGGGUCACGCCGCCGCCGCCCUCCUCCUGCGCCGCCGGGCGCCCUUCGUCCGGCCCGCCAGGACGUACGGCUCCGUCCACGUGAGGAUGAAGCAGCUCGCCGCCGGGGAGGACCCGCCGCCGUCCGCCGCGCUGCCGAAGGAGUGACGCCGCGUGCCGAGUGGCGGCGGCAUCGGCGAUACGCUACGUGCGCAAAAGUAUUGGGACACCCGCUGGGAGGGAAACGGCGACGUGUGGAAGUUGGACACAAAACGUGAAGAAAGCUCGGAAAGAGAACAAAAGUAUUGGAACAAAAACAAAACCAAAAAAAAAAUGGGGAAAAAACACGUAAUUUGGAAAAUGUGGAGAAAUUGUGGUACUUGGGGCAAAAAGUAAUGGGACGACAGAAGACAAGAACAUUUGGAAUUGGGAUCAAAGUACUGGAACAAAAAAGUUAAGAAAAUGUGGAUUUUGCUAGGAAAUGUGGAAAAAUUGUGGUCAUUUGGACAAAA